Jaculus jaculus (lesser Egyptian jerboa) is the source of this 3104-nucleotide messenger RNA. RefSeq names its product fucosyltransferase 8 (gene Fut8). Gene Ontology annotation, cellular component: Golgi cisterna membrane. The transcript has 12 exons. Gene Ontology annotation, molecular function: protein binding; glycoprotein 6-alpha-L-fucosyltransferase activity. The coding region runs from base 662 to 2389 and encodes 575 amino acids. NCBI's taxonomy places the organism in Eukaryota, Metazoa, Chordata, Mammalia, Rodentia, Dipodidae. Gene Ontology annotation, biological process: protein N-linked glycosylation. The record is from RefSeq and is a predicted model, not a curated record.
UCAGCCGCUGCCCGGCUCGCGCCGCCUCGCGCUCCCGCUCGGUCAGUGGCGCCGAAGGCUCCGUUAAGCGGGGCGGCCGUGGUUCCUGUUUCCGUUCCUUCCUCUGCCUUCAGUCGGGAGUAGCAUCCUCCACGCAGCCACUCCUCCUCCCGCCCCGGCCCCGACUCUCAGCCCUCCGGCGCGCCGGGGCAGCUGCAGCCCAGGGCUGUGGCCGUGGCCACCGGGGACGGCGCAGACCGCCUCGCUCCCGCCUUCGGGUUGCUGCUUUUGCUAAGAGGCUGUCCAUGACUCUGGUAGCGUUUUUGGUCAAGAUAAAGUGCUUUAAUGCUUUUAUUCAGAACAGCUAAUAAUUUUGGUGACCCAGAUUCAAGCAAUAAUAUCUUUCCCUGGAAAUACCAUGUGGUUUCAUCAACAUCUUAUGUUCUAAGGACAGGAAGGAUGUAGUAGCCACGAAGCACAGCACAGAAGCGCUUCCUUCUUGAAUCACCAGGAGGAUCCCUGUAAGAGUCACCACAGGACUACCAGAGAGAAUAAUUUGUCUCAAGCAUCAUGUGUUGAAACAACAGAAUUCUAUCAUCUGUGCACCAACUAGAAACAGAGCUACAAUGUGUUCAAUUCUUUGAGCUGCAGGAAGUCAGGGGAGUGAGUUGAAAAUCUGAAAAUGCGGCCAUGGACUGGUUCCUGGCGUUGGAUUAUGCUCAUUCUUUUUGCCUGGGGGACCUUGCUGUUCUAUAUAGGCGGUCACUUGGUUCGAGAUAAUGACCACCCUGAUCACUCUAGCCGAGAACUGUCCAAGAUUCUGGCAAAGCUUGAACGGUUAAAACAGCAGAAUGAAGACUUGAGGCGAAUGGCUGAAUCUCUCCGGAUACCAGAAGGUCCAAUUGAUCAGGGGACAACUACAGGACGAGUACGUGUUUUAGAAGAGCAACUUGUUAAGGCCAAAGAACAGAUUGAAAAUUAUAAGAAACAAACUAGAAAUGGUUUGGGAAAGGAUCAUGAAAUCCUGAGGAGGAGGAUUGAAAAUGGAGCUAAAGAGCUCUGGUUUUUUCUGCAGAGUGAGCUGAAGAAAUUAAAGAAUUUAGAAGGAAAUGAACUCCAAAGACAUGUAGAUGAAUUUCUUUUGGAUUUAGGACAUCAUGAAAGGUCUAUCAUGACAGAUCUCUACUACCUCAGUCAAACAGAUGGAGCAGGUGAUUGGCGGGAAAAAGAGGCCAAAGACCUGACAGAGUUGGUCCAGCGGAGAAUAACAUAUCUCCAGAAUCCAGAAGACUGCAGCAAAGCCAGGAAACUGGUGUGUAACAUCAACAAAGGCUGUGGCUAUGGCUGUCAGCUCCAUCAUGUAGUCUACUGCUUUAUGAUUGCAUAUGGCACCCGGAGAACACUCAUCUUGGAAUCACAAAACUGGCGAUAUGCUACUGGUGGAUGGGAAACUGUGUUUCGGCCUGUAAGUGAGACAUGCACAGACAGAUCUGGCCUCUCCACUGGACACUGGUCAGGUGAAGUGAAGGACAAAAAUGUUCAAGUGGUCGAGCUCCCCAUUGUAGAUAGUCUUCAUCCUCGCCCUCCAUAUCUUCCCUUGGCUGUGCCGGAAGACCUUGCAGAUCGACUCCUAAGAGUCCAUGGCGAUCCUGCGGUAUGGUGGGUAUCUCAGUUUGUCAAAUACUUGAUCCGCCCACAACCUUGGCUGGAAAAGGAAAUAGAAGAGGCUACCAAGAAACUUGGCUUCAAACAUCCAGUUAUUGGUGUCCAUGUCAGACGCACAGACAAAGUGGGAACAGAAGCGGCCUUCCAUCCCAUCGAGGAGUACAUGGUACACGUUGAAGAGCACUUUCAGCUCCUCGCACGCAGAAUGCAAGUGGAUAAAAAAAGAGUGUAUUUGGCCACCGAUGAUCCUUCUUUGUUAAAGGAGGCAAAAACUAAAUAUCCCAAUUAUGAAUUUAUCAGUGAUAACUCUAUUUCUUGGUCAGCUGGACUACACAAUCGAUAUACAGAAAAUUCACUUCGGGGUGUGAUCCUGGAUAUACAUUUUCUUUCCCAGGCAGACUUCCUAGUGUGUACUUUUUCUUCCCAGGUCUGUCGAGUUGCUUAUGAAAUCAUGCAGACACUGCAUCCUGAUGCUUCUGCAAACUUCCAUUCUUUAGAUGACAUCUAUUAUUUUGGGGGUCAGAAUGCCCACAACCAGAUUGCCGUUUAUCCUCACCAACCUCGAACUGAAGAGGAAAUCCCCAUGGAACCUGGAGAUAUCAUUGGUGUGGCUGGAAAUCACUGGGAUGGCUAUUCUAAAGGUGUCAACAGAAAACUGGGAAGAACAGGCUUAUAUCCUUCCUACAAAGUCCGAGAGAAGAUAGAAACAGUCAAGUACCCCACAUAUCCUGAGGCUGAAAAAUAAAGAUCAGGUAUAAGAGAUGAACAACAAACUCAGUUCAAACUAUCUCAAUCAAACGGAAGGUGGCCUGCACUUAACAACAUGGUUCAAUAACAGAUGCCCUUGGCACCAAGAGCAACUGGAAACUCUCAGAUGCUUCACUGGUGGAAUUUGUCUUUACCAAGGGCUGCAGUGUGCCCUUAUGCCCAUGCACAGUAUAAUAAUGUACUCACAUAUAACAUGCAAAUGGAUUAUUUUCUACUUUGUCCCUUCUUUAAAUAUUAUGUCCCCAUAAAACAAACACUGCCACAUUGUAUAAUUUAAGUGACACAAGACAUUUUGUGUGAGACUUCAAACAUGGUGCCUAUAUCUGAGAGACCUGUGUGACUUACUGAGAAGACAUGAACAGUUCCCUUCUGUGGGAAAGUUGAUUCUUAGCCAGUGGUGGUGGUGUGACCACUGAAUCACUCUAGUCAACAGAUUCAGAAUGAGAAUGGAUGUGGGUUUUUUUUUUGUUUUUUUUUUUUUUGCCCUUUAUAAGGUUGUCUGGAUUUUGUUUUUAAGUAAUUGCAUCAGUCAGUUCAUCCACCUCAUCAUUAAUAAAUGAAGGAUACAUCAGAAAAUAAAAUAUUCACUCUCCAUUAGGAACUUUUGUAAACCAAUGCCAUGAACAAAUUCUUUAGUACUCAAUGUUUCUCGGCAUUCUCUUUGAUAACAAAAAAUAAAUUUUAAAACUGAA